GCCCGCCACUGGUCGGGCCGCCAGCCGGUGGCGGUUCGAAAUCGAGCACUUCAGUUUUUAUUUUAUCGCACGAAAGAUGAUGCUCCCCGAGUUCUCGACGCUCUGCGCCGUGCCCGGCUGCACGCGCUUCGCCAAGCUCAAGAGCGUCUGCCUCCUCCACCGCCAGGCCCAAGCCAUGUACGACAGCCUGACGUCGGCCGACGCCAAGCCGGUUGCACCGCCGCCGCGCCCAACACCAUUGCUCAAGCCGCUCCUCGGCCGAAAGCUCUGCCAAUGGGACGCGUGCCCCAAACGGGCCAAGACCGGUGGCUACUGCAUCGCGCACGGCGGUGGCAAGCGUUGUGAAGUCGCGGGCUGCGUCAAGAGCGCAAAGGAAGGUGGCCUCUGCAUCUCGCACGGCGGCGGCAAGCGCUGCAUCGCGGCCGAGUGUGCCAAGUCGGCGCUCCUCGGCGGCUACUGCGCGCAGCACGGUGGCGGCCGGCGCUGCAACGACGCCGGGUGCACCAAGUACGCGCUCUCGGGCGGCUACUGCAUCGCGCAUGGCGGCGGGAAGCGUUGCCAGUUCGACAUGUGCAGUCGGAGCGCUGUGAGCGGCAACUACUGCGUUGCCCACGGUGGCGGCCACCGGUGCUCGAUGCCCGGGUGCGUCAAGGGCGCGGUCACGGGUGGCCGCUGCAUCAAACACGGCGGUGGCAAAAAGUGCAGCGUGGCGACCUGUCGAAAGAACGCGCGCAACAAGGGUUUCUGCUUUGCUCACUUCAAGAGCGCCGCUGCGACCGACGCCUAUCGUGCUCCAAGUCUGAGUCGCACUAGUAGCCUCGACGGGCGGUGUUGAACCACCCACGCCGCCGUCUUAAUCUUAAUUUAUGCCACGAUUCCUCGACUACUG
Saprolegnia diclina VS20 is the source of this 889-nucleotide messenger RNA. RefSeq lists its product as hypothetical. The coding region runs from base 77 to 835 and encodes 252 amino acids. The record is from RefSeq and is a predicted model, not a curated record. The transcript has a single exon. NCBI's taxonomy places the organism in Eukaryota, Oomycota, Saprolegniomycetes, Saprolegniales, Saprolegniaceae.